Paramecium tetraurelia is the source of this 990-nucleotide messenger RNA. RefSeq lists its product as uncharacterized. The transcript has a single exon. The annotation marks the transcript as partial. The record is from RefSeq and is a predicted model, not a curated record. NCBI's taxonomy places the organism in Eukaryota, Ciliophora, Oligohymenophorea, Peniculida, Parameciidae.
AUGGUAAGAGAUUUUGAAGUAUUUUAUACUAAGCCAAAAAUUAUGUUUAAGAAUUUGAUUGAAGGUUGUUUAGAAAAAAUAGAUGAUAAUUGUUUAAUUUGUCAAGAAGGUUGGAUUUAAGAUGAAUUUCUAGAAAAUUGUCAUCCAAUUUUUGGGGAUCUAAUCAUUCAAGGUUAAGAAUAAUGUGAUAAUCUAAUACCUAAUCAUUCUUGCUAUUAAUGCAAGCAUCCUUGUGUUGAAAAUUGCUAUAUUUGUUAAUUCGCAAUUUGUUUAUAAUGUAUUGAGGGAUUUGUAAUUAAUUCCAAUUUAAGUAGCGAUCCGUUUUUUGGAGAUGGCAAUUUGAUUCCAUAUUCAGCCGAAUAAUGUGAACUAUCUGUUAAUGGUGUACGGGAUGGUUGUCAUGAUUGUAAAUUUAUUCCAAUCGGUAAUUGUAAAACUAUAUAAUUUUCAAUUUUUUGGAAUGUGAACUAGGAUAUAAAAUGUUAGAUAAUAAGUGCUUUCCUUAUUGCGGAAAUUAAAUAGCUCUAUAAUAAUAAGAGGAUUGCGAUGGAAAUCUUCAAUCUUAAGAUGGUUGUUAUUAAUGUAAGUUUGAGUGCAUUGUAGAUUGCAAAGUAUGUGAUCGAGGGUAUGAGUUUGUUGAUAACAAUUGUCUAUCUGUUUAUGGUGAUAAAAUUGUAACUAAAGAAGAAGAUUGUGACGAUGCCAACACUAUCGAAUUUGAUGGUUGUUUUCAAUGUCAAUAUUCUUGUCCAGAAAAUUGCUCUAAUUGUUAUCAGGGUACUUGUUUAGACUGCAAUGAUCAAUAAUAAUCACGAAUUUCAAAUUAAUGCAAUUAAUCAUUAAAUUUUGGAGACGGAUUAGGAAUAAGAGGUUGCGAUGAUGGUAAUUAUUAAGCAGUCGAGGUUUGGGUUUGGGUUUGGGUUUGGGUUUGGGUUUGGGUUUGGGUUUGGGUUUGGGUUUGGGUUUGGGUUUGGGUUUGGGUUUGGAUAG